AUGCCACAUCGAUUGACACCGCCACCGGUCUCAACAUCUGCUAGAGGUGAUGGUGAUGAGAUCAUCUUGGGCUCGAUUCGCGAGGACAGGGAGAAUGACGGGAAUGGGAGAGCGGCUCCUGCUGGUGGUAGACCCGAUGAGGAGAGCGGCCAUCCAGUGAGCGCCACCUUCGAGAAUAGCCCUCCUCAUGAAGACUUCGACACCGACUCCUCUUCCGAUACCGAGAGCCUGGAUCCCGACGGGCCGGUUUAUGAUGAUGAUGAGUCGGACGACGAGGACCUCUAUCUCGAGUACCUCAAGUUCGAGAACCCGGGGCCUCUUGCGGACGGUGCGGCCGACGGUGCGAGGACCGCGGAUAAGGGCACGAGCACGCGUUUGGACUAUGAGUCGAGCACAAGACCUGCUACGAGGACGAACGCCCCUGGACGCUUGGAAGCUGGUUAUAGUGGCCUCGAUGACGAUAGCACCGCCAGGGCCGCAAGCUCUCACAGCAGAGAAGAAGAAGGAGAAGCAGGUCCUAGUGCCCCCCAGCCAACACAAUAUCCAAGGCUCGACCGGGACGACUGGAAUGAAAUCGGCAGCGACAGUGCGGGUUAUACCUCCCAGUCCAGCUCUACCUCCUCCUCAUCAUCUUCCUCUUCCUCCUCGCCCUCCUCAUCACCCCUCGCGUCAACAACCACAGCAACAGAAGGGGUAGCAGCAGACGAAGCUCCAGGCGAGAAGCAAGACAGUCAGAGUCAGAUCCAGCAAGCGCAGCGCGCCGCGCGCAGAGCUGAGAGGGCGCGCAAUAGGGCGCAGAGGCAUCUAGAUAAGGCGCGCCGGCGGCUGUAG
Messenger RNA from Anthostomella pinea, 831 nucleotides. The record is from the annotation of a GenBank genome assembly. NCBI's taxonomy places the organism in Eukaryota, Fungi, Ascomycota, Sordariomycetes, Xylariales, Xylariaceae.